Messenger RNA from Cuscuta campestris, 996 nucleotides. The record is from the annotation of a GenBank genome assembly. NCBI's taxonomy places the organism in Eukaryota, Viridiplantae, Streptophyta, Magnoliopsida, Solanales, Convolvulaceae.
CACAGAAUCAGUAAUUGAUAAAGAUGCAAGAGGAGUCGGCUAUGAGACAGGAGGCAGCCAGACGAGCAACAGAAGAACAACUUCAAGCACAUCGUCGGCAGACAAAGUAGGAAAAGGAAAAGAUGAAACAGGAAACUAUCAGAAUACAAACUUUAGCUGAAGCAAAAGGAACAGCACUUGAAGCUAAGCUUGCUGAGGAUGUUAACAGAAGAUUGCUAGUAGAACGCGCUAAUGCAGAAAGAGAAAAAUGGAUAUCAGCAAUAAAUACAACUUUCGAGCAUAUCGGAGGGGAGUUGAGGGUAAUAUUUACUGAUCAAGAUAAGCUGGUUGUGGCUGUUGGUGGUGUGACAGCCCUUGCUGCUGGCGUCGUCUACACAACAAGGGAAGGUGCUAGAGUAAUUUGGAGUUAUGUGGAUCGAAUAUUAGGACAGCCAUCAUUGAUCCGAGAAUCAUCCAGGGGCAGGUUCCCUUGGUCAGGAGGUGAUGUAGCACCACUUGGUCUGCAGGCUGUGACCAAGAUACAUCAACUGUUCGACUGGGCCAAAAAGUCCAACAGAGGCCUGCUACUGUUCAUUGAUGAAGCAGAUGCAUUUUUGUGCGAAACAGGUGACCAGUCAAAAGACAUAGUCAUUGCCCUUGCUACAAACAGGCCUGGUGAUCUUGAUUCAGCUGUCACGGACCCUAUAUACGAAGUUCUUGAAUUCCCUCUCCCAGGCCAAAGUGAGCGCUUUGAGUUGCUGAAACUUAACAUGGAUAGAUACAUAGCUCAAGCAGGAGCACGGAAAGCUGGCUUCUUUUCCCGGUUACGAUAUCCUGAAGGAAGCCGCGGCAAAAACGGAAGGCUUUUCGGGUAGAGAGAUCGCCAUACUGAUGGCAAGUGUUCAGGCCGCUGUUUAUGGCAGCGAGAGCUGCGUUUUGGACCCGUCUCUCUUCCGUGAAGUUGUGGAUUACAAAGUUGCAGAGCCAUCAACGGAGGAAGAAAUUAGCUGCUGCUGC